Molecule: messenger RNA, 2703 nt
Organism: Salvelinus fontinalis (brook trout)
Lineage: Eukaryota; Metazoa; Chordata; Actinopteri; Salmoniformes; Salmonidae
Product: fibulin-5-like
Exons: 11
Coding region: 851-2260 (469 amino acids)
Molecular function (GO): calcium ion binding
Source: RefSeq, a predicted model, not a curated record
AGCGUGUCUUCAGAGUCCCGUUGUAGAAUCAGAAUAGAACAAUAGAAUGUAACAGAACAGAACUAAGCGUGUCUUCAGAGUCCCGUUGUAGAAUCAGAAUAGAACAAUAGAAUGUAACAGAACAGAACUAAGCAUGUCUUCAGAGUCCCGUUGUAGAAUCAGAAUAGAACAAUAGAAUGUAACAGAACAGAACUAAGCGUGUCUUCAGAGUCCCGUUGUAGAAUCAGAAUAGAACAAUAGAAUGUAACAGAACAGAACUAAGCAUGUCUUCAGAGUCCCGUUGUAGAAUCAGAAUAGAACAAUAGAAUGUAACAGAACAGAACUAAGCAUGUCUUCAGAGUCCCGUUGUAGAAUCAUGUCCUGUUGAUCUGCUCUUCAAUAAUUAUAAAUUCAUUUUGUAGUAGGCCCACAUUCUGGAUUAAUGCGCCUUCUGAUAUUCCAUCUGGGGCAUUUCUCCCUCUCCCCUCUGCGGUGGUUCGAGGGGGCUGUCUCUCUUUGAUUGAAUCCAGCUGUUGUCAGAAGUGCUCGAGGACCUGUCCCGGUCAUUUGCAUUACUAAACUAUCUGUACAGUUUAGAGAGGGGGGGAAAUAGACCAGACCGUUUUUUUUGUUGAAAGACAUUCCCCCCGUAAGGUGGGGCAUAUAUCAAGGCUUCGGUCGACUGGAUAGCUGUUUAUCAAGUCCUGAUUUAGGUUUUCACCGUAGUCUGGAUGGUGUGACUGGCGAGAGUAGCCCACCACAUGCACAUUGGAUUUUCGACUUCACAAACAGUAGCAAAGUGUUCCAAAAACGUUUCUUGCUCCAAAAAUAUCCGCGGGUCUUCUGAGUAAAUCAGCAGGAUCCAUAGACCAUGUUUUUGGACGUACGUGGCUUGAAUGUCUGGACUUACGCAAGAAUGUUGACAGUUGUGGUGUUGGCAUUAUGUACCAUCCACUCCGGAUAUGGCCAGACCUGCACAGAGGGGUUCGCCUAUGAUCGCAGAGCAAGAGUAUGUGUUGACAUCGACGAGUGUCGUACCGUACCAGACGCCUGCAGAGGGGACAUGCAGUGUGUGAACCAGAACGGAGGCUAUCUCUGCAUCCCCCGAGGGCUGUACAGCCAGCCUACCUACCCCCGGGGUGGUGGAGGAGGAGGAGGGGCAGGCAGGUCCCAAGCCACCUACCCAGAACCAGACCCCUACCCUCUACAACCCCCUCCGGGUCCCGUGGCACCCAGCUACCCCGUCGUAAGCCGCUCCGCUCCCUGCCUUCUGGGAUACACCCUGGCAGAAGAUGGGACUUGUCUUGACAUGGAUGAGUGUGAGACAGACUCCCACCAGUGUAACCCCACCCAGGUGUGUAUCAACACAGCCGGAGGAUACACCUGCUCCUGUACCGAGGGCUACUGGCUGGUCGGGGGACAGUGUCAGGACAUUGAUGAGUGUCGCUACGGGUACUGCCAGCAGCUGUGUGCCAACGUGCCAGGCUCCUAUUCCUGCUCCUGCAACCCUGGCUUCCUCCUCAACCCCGACAGCAGAACCUGUCAAGACGUGGACGAGUGUGAGGACAACCCCUGCGCCCACGGCUGUUUCAACACCUACGGCUCCUACAUGUGUAGCUGUGAAGAGGGAUUCGAGCUGGCUGCUGACGGGACCACCUGCAAUGACCUGGACGAGUGUGGUUUCUCAGAGUUUCUGUGUCAGCACCGAUGUGUGAACACCCCUGGCUCCUUCCAGUGUCACUGUCCAGGGGGAUACUACCUUUACGAGGAUGGGAGGAGCUGUGAAGAUAUCAAUGAGUGUGAGACUGGUAACAACACGUGUACAACAGCACAAGUAUGUUUCAAUUUCCAGGGAGGCUAUACGUGCUUGGAUCCGCUAAAAUGUGAUCCGCCGUACGUUGAGCUCAGUGACAAUCAGUGUAUGUGUAGUGCAGAAAACCCAGCUUGUAGAGACAGGCCCUUCACCAUCCUUUACCGCCACAUGGACCUGUCCUCAGGCCGCAGCGUCCCAGCAGACAUCUUCCAGAUGCAGGCCACUACCAGAUACCCUGGAGCUUUCUAUAUCUUCCAGAUCAAAGGACCGGGCAACGAGGGACGAGAGUUCUACAUGAGGGCAAACCGAGUAACGGUGAGUGCCCUACGUCUGGUCCUAUCUCGACCCAUCAAGGGUCCCAGGGAGCUGGUCCUGGACCUGGAGAUGGUAACCGUUAACAACGUCAUCAACUUCAGAGGCAGCAGUAUCAUACGGCUCACGAUAUACGUGUCUGAGCAUCCUUACUGAGGCCCCUGACCUUUAACCCCUGACCUCUGACCAAUCACUACGUCCGGUCCAACUCUCACAAGCCCGAAGUAUACCUUCCUAGAUUCCUUUACUCUCCAAAUCUACCGUCUUCCAGCAGGCAGCUCCACUCCGCUUCACUCCCGUUCUAUGGAUGAUGGGGUCUCUUCCACCACAACUAUUGUCUCAAUAAACUCUGUUGUUAUAGGAGACGGGGGGGGGGGGGCACCUUCCUCUCCAUUUCACCACCUCCCCUCCCCACUCUUACAUCCACAUCAGACUGUUACUGGACUGUACAUUAUGGUGCCUAACAGACUAAGGACGUAUCCACACAGAAGGAUAUUUAUGUUGUAUUGUAAAGGCUGUGUGACUCUCUCUCUCUCUCUCUCUCUCUUUCUCUCUCUCUCUUUCUCUCUCUCUCUCUCUCUCUCUCUCUGUCUCUCUCU